Gigantopelta aegis is the source of this 600-nucleotide messenger RNA. Its product is annotated as multiple epidermal growth factor-like domains protein 10. The coding region runs from base 1 to 600 and encodes 199 amino acids. Gene Ontology annotation, molecular function: scavenger receptor activity. The transcript is spliced from 5 exons. The record is from RefSeq and is a predicted model, not a curated record. Lineage: Eukaryota; Metazoa; Mollusca; Gastropoda; Neomphalida; Peltospiridae.
AUGGCGUCAGAGGGAGACCAACACAAACUUCACAGAAAAGGUGUUACGGUGUACAGCUCAGUCGCUGAAAAUCAAAGAAACACUGGUCACCUGUGUGGUUCAAUAAACUCAACCAGUCCAGAUGUGACGUGGGUGACAUGUGACGAUACAGCUAGAUACAUCACACUCUACCGAGAUAACAACAACGGAUACACGCCGAUGGACUUCUGUGAAGUCCAAGUAUUUGUAUGUAAUGCUGGCACUUUCGGUCAUGACUGCAGCCAGUUCUGUCACUGUGAAGAUGGAACGUGUAACUACGUAACUGGAGAAUGUACGGGAGGAUGUAAAUCGAACUGGACUGGACGCACCUGCAGUGAAUGUUCAAAAUCUACAUACGGUUUCUGGUGUGCAAACAACUGUAAUCAGCGAAAUUGUCUUGGAAACUCGUCGUGCGAUCACGUAACUGGGAAAUGUGAUCAAGGCUGUGAUCGAGGGUAUCAGGGUGAAGAUUGUGCAACGGAUGCCUAUAUAAACUGGGAAUCAACGCACAAUCUUCAGAACUCGAAGUUAGAGUAUCUCCUGUCCAGCACCGUCAGAAGUUACCACGUCAACAAGGCAUGA